AUGGCGAAUAUUGGGAAUUUAAGCCAGCAGCAAAAUCAAAGUAACAAUACAUCCAACGAUAAUUUAAACCUGCUCGACUUUCAAAUCGUGUUCCUCACUUUUACCAUUAUAGCUACAGUGUUCGGCAACAUCCUUGUACUCGCAGCCAUAUAUUACGACAGUCGUUUGAGAACUGUGACAAAUUAUUUCGUCGCUUGCCUGGCCUUAUCAGACAUUCUUGUGGCUUGUUUUAGCGUCAGCAUUCGUCUGUUGACGAUUUUUGAAAGUCGUUAUGGUCGCGUCGACAGAAGCGCCCUGAACCUCCAUGUUUGCAGAUUUUUGAUAUGGAUCGACAUCUUUUGCGAAGCGGCGUCAAUUUAUACCCUAACAGUGAUCAGUGUCGAUCGUUAUUUCAAAAUUAGCCGUCCGUUUCAGUAUCGCGAAAAAAUGACAAAAACAGUUGCUGUUAUCAUAAUCAUUGCCAUAUGGGCACUUGCAGCGCUACUAGCAGGCCUUGGGUUCGUUCGCUUCGGAAACGCUGAAGGGGUUGUACUUUUAGAUAGAUCGUGCAGGAACAGUAAUAAAAUAUUCUACACGAUGGCAGCUGUAGUAGCAUUCUUCUUUCCAUUGCUAAUCCUCAUAAUCAUGUAUACUUUGAUAUUUCGUAUUGCAUUGUAUCACUUCAAGAAAGAGAAUGCGAUGACAAUGGUAGAUCCAGUCUCUGGGAAACAACUUCACUAUUCUGCAUACAAAGAUCUAAAAGCCACUCGGACUUUAUUCAUAGUCGUGAACACGUUUGUAAUAUGCUGGGGACCAUUCUUUGUGUUGUUUCAAAUUGCACAACAUCAACCAAAAGUGUUGGAAAAACUUGGAAACAAAACACACACGGUGCUGAUAGUCGUGUUUUUCACCCUUCUGCCGUAUGCGAACAGCUUCUUCAACCCAAUAAUUUACGCUUGCUUCGACAGAAUUUACCGCCGAUCAUUUCGAAAAAUACUCCUCAAAAUGAUUGGCCGUUCCGAGUACCUGGCGAAUACGAAAGACUAUAACAGUCGGGGUCGGCAGCGAAACACGUCAGUCUUUGAAUUAACGAUUGCACAACCACGCGAAAGUAUGAUCAGUUUCACAGGUAGGGAACCAGCAGGCAGCCACGACGAGAAAGAGCGUUUUCACCAUGGGAACUCAAAGAAAUUUCAUGAAAAUGGAAUUGCAUCGUCGCCAUCGGGAGUGUUGAGUGAUUUAGGUCCCGACGAAUCUGAUGAUAUGCUAGUUUACCACGAUAAAUAAGUUCCAAGCAGCAACUGGUCUUAAUAAACAAUUGGAUAGUACAAUCUGUUUUUAUCUCGGAACACAAAAUAGACUUAGACAUUAACAAUUUCACGCUUGCUAUGUAAAAACGCACCCUAUAUGGUUAGAUUAUACAAUAGUUGCUUCUGUAUGACAUGAAUGUAUAUUUAAUCAGAUUGCUCGGUG
This is a messenger RNA of Paramuricea clavata, 1452 nucleotides long. Lineage: Eukaryota; Metazoa; Cnidaria; Anthozoa; Malacalcyonacea; Plexauridae. The record is from the annotation of a GenBank genome assembly.